CCCGCUUCUUCCACCUGCCAGCUUGCCUCUCCCCCCUCCUGAUCGAUAGUCUGACUCACGUCAAGCAGUGUUCUUGGAAGAGUCUGAGACACAAACAUCGUCAGACUCAUCUCCUUGCUACCGAUUUGUCGGAUCACCGCCGAAGCUGACGUAGCACCAGUACCCUUGAUCGAAAUACUUCACGUCCCUCGAGACUCAGGUCCCCACCCCUCGCCUACAUCUUGCCAUCCUCUCUUGGGCCUGAGCAGGAUCCGCUCACCAGCGUAACCUUAUUGGAUCGGCUUCAAAGGAAUUACCCAUUGUCCUUGUGCUUUAGUUAUCGGAACGCCGAAGAGCGGGCGCCAAAGUCAAAAGACCAUCUUUCAAGGAGUAGUCACAGGAGACGUGCUCAGUCUUCUCUGAUUUCCGACCAUGGCACACAAUUUCGAUCCCGCAAGCGCAGUCGUAACGCCUGUAGAUGAUUCGCCGAAGCCAGCAACGCCGAUGGAAGUGGAUGAAAUCAUUCCUGUCGUAGACGAAGCCGCCUUUGGAGCUAAGCACCUCGCAGAUCUUGGGCAGGAAGAAGACGACUUCCGAACAUUUCAUUGGGAUGUGACAGAAUGGGAUAGGCUAGAGAAGAGGAUAACGAGUCCGGUCUUCGAGUGUGGUGGCCACAAAUGGCGUAUACUGCUGUUCCCAUUCGGCAAUUCGAAUGGUCAGCCGAAUGACAUGGUCUCCGUAUACCUUGACUACGCAGAUCAAAAGUCACAAGAAGGAUGGCACGUCUGUGCCCAGUUUGCCCUCGUCAUCUCGAACCCAUACGACCCCAGAAUCUAUUCGACAAGCCAGGCUCAUCAUCGCUUCACCGCCGAGGAGAUGGAUUGGGGCUUUACAAGAUUCAAUGAGCUCCGCAAACUGGUGCAGCCUGGUGUUGGCCACUCGAGGCCGAUCAUUGAGGCAAACCACGCCAAGAUCUCAGCAUUUGUGAGAGUGCUCAAGGAUCCCACUGGCGUCCUUUGGCACAACUUCAUCAAUUACGACUCGAAGCGAGAGACUGGAUUCGUUGGACUCAAGAACCAAGGAGCCACCUGCUAUAUGAACUCUCUGCUCCAGAGUCUCUUCUUCACAAAUUACUUCCGUAGAGCAGUCUACCAGAUCCCUACUGAGAACGAUACGCCCGCCGAGAGUGUGGCUCUUGCGCUGCAGAGAGUCUUCUAUCUCCUGCAAAGCUCUGACCAGCCUGUCGGAACAACGGAGCUGACCAAGUCCUUCGGCUGGAAGUCGCUCGAUUCUUUCCUGCAGCACGACGUGCAAGAGUUCAACCGAGUCUUGCAGGAGAAGCUCGAGACUAAGAUGAAGGGUACUGCCGCAGAUGGCGCAAUCUCAAGGCUCUUCGUUGGUAGAAUGAAGAGCUACCUGCGCUGUGUCAACGUCGAUUACGAGAGCUCGCGGGAGGAAGACUUCUACGACAUUCAGCUCAAUGUGAAGGGCAUGAAGAAUUUGCAGGAGUCCUUCCAAGACUACGUUCAAACCGAGAUGCUCGAGGGCGACAACAAGUACCACGCCGAGGGCUACGGCUUGCAAGAUGCCAAAAAGGGAGUCAUCUUUGAGAAGUUCCCUCCUGUUCUGCAUCUUCAGCUGAAGCGGUUUGAGUACGACGUCGAGAAGGACGCCAUGGUCAAGAUCAACGAUCGCCAUGAGUUCCCCAUGCAGAUCGAUCUCGGAGCGUUCCUCGACAAGGAAUCUCCUGUCCGCGAUCAAGAUUGGAAGUACAACCUGCACGGCGUUCUGGUACACUCUGGAGAUCUCCACGGAGGCCACUACUUCACUUUGAUCAAGCCGGAGAAGGACAGCAAUUGGCUCAAGUUUGACGACGACAGGGUGACCCGCGUUCUGGAGAGGGAAGUAUUGGAGGACAACUUUGGAGGAGAAUACCCAAAUGGCCACCUUGGUCAGGCUGGCGCUCGAGCUCCAGUGCGGGCGAUGAAGCGCUUCACCAACGCCUACAUGCUCGUCUACGUUCGCGACAUUGACUCUGAUGAGGUCCUCAAGCCUUUCACGGAAGAGGACACACCAAGGCAUCUGCGAGAACGACUUGAAGAGGAGCGCUUGGCUCUUGAGGCACGGAAGAGGGAGCGGGAGGAGCAACAUCUAUAUCUGACGACCAAGAUUAUCACCGAGGAGACCUUCAAGUCUCAUCAAGGCUUCGAUUUGGCCACUUUCGAGGAGCGCAACCUGCCCGCAAGCGAGCUACCCUCUUUCCGAGUCCUGAAGAAUGAGCCCUACAUCACCUUCAAGCAGCGUCUGGCACAAGAGUACUCGCUGCCGGACAAUUCCUUCCGCCUCUGGGUGUUAGUCAAUCGUCAGAACAAGACGGUGAGACCUGACACGGUGGUCCCCGAGAAUGACCCUUCCCUCACCCUGGAGGCUGUCCGUGAUCGGAUGGCAUCGAGGCAAAAUGACCUUAGGUUGUUCCUCGAGCCAUUGACACCCGAAGUCCGUCUCAACGAUCCCAGCCCUCCUUUGAUGAUCUUCUUGAAGUACUUUGAUGCUUCCAGGCAAUCUCUCGCCGGUGUUGGCCGGGUCUACGUCCAGCGCAAUCAGAAGGUGUCGGAUCUGAUUCCCACCAUCAAUGAGUUGAUGCGCUGGCCGCCGUCAACGAGCGUGAGGCUGUACGAAGAGAUCAAGCCGGGUAUGAUUGAGCAAAUGAAGGGCAAGUCGACGUUUGCUCAAAGCGAGAUCCAAGACGGUGACGUGAUCUGCUUCCAGGUCGAGAUCUCGGACAAGGAUGCGCAAGACUUCGAGAUGCAGUCGCUGUACUCCAAUCCCAUCCAGUUCUACGACUUCCUGCAGAACCAGAUCAAGGUCCUCUUCAAGCCUCGCUUCGACGACGUCGAGUACAAGCAGGAGUUCGAGUUGACUCUGAGCAAGAAGAUGACAUACGACACGAUGGCUCAGAGGGUCAGUGACCGCCUCAAGCACCCGCCUCUGAUGUUCCGAUUUACCACAGGCAACGGGCCGAACGGAACGCCCAAGACGGUGCUGAAGAGGACGGCGAACCAGACGGUGAGCGAGAUCGUCUCGCCCAGCUACUUGCAGGGGCAAGCAUCUCUCCUCUACUACGAGCUUCUAGACAUCUCCAUCGUCGAGCUGGAGACGAAGCGGAGUCUCAAGAUCUACUGGACAGGAGCUCACAACAAGGAAGAGUCAGCACAUCCCUUCUUGUUGCCAAAGACAAGUCCCAUCAACGAUGUUGUCGAGCAGCUCAGCAAGGUGGUGACCCUGAGCGCAGGUGGAAGUGGCAAGAUUCGUAUCUUUGAGGUAUCCAACAACUUCAGGCAACAGCGAGAGCUUGGCGGAGUCGAGAUGAUCGGCAACGUUCCCGAAUCGACUGAGCUCUUUGCAGAAGAGGUGCCGGUGGAAGAGCUGCAGGCAAAGGAGGAAGACAAGAUCAUCAACGUCUUCCACUUCUCGAAGGACCUGCACCGGACACACGGCGUGCCCUUCAAGUUUGUGAUCAAGCCUCGGGAGAAGUUCUCUGAGACAAAGGUCAGACUGCAGAAGCGGCUGGACAUGUCGGACAAGGACUUUGCCAGGUUCAGAUUCGCCCUUGUACAAUCAUCUACCUACAAGCAACCGGCAUAUCUCGAGGACGCGGAUGUCAUCUACGACCACAAGUUCCUGCCGGACGACGUCUUGGGACUGGACCAUGUGGACAAGACUGGAAGGACGGGCAGGAUUGGAGCAGCGGCAGUGGAUCGGGGCAUCAAGAUCCGGUCUUAGCCGCGUGCACACAGCGAAAGCUGAUCUACUUGGCGUGUCCUUUCUGCGCCAUGAGCAAGUCGAGCUCGUUCUCUGUUGUGUCCCUAGACUCCUUGUACCACUCUUGUCCAUCUGUCGUGAUUCGAUCCUCGCAAUCCUUUAUUCUCUCGACCCUGACUGCCUCCUUCCCUGCGACGUCUCUUUCUCCUCCCUCUGUCAGUCUAAUUGUAGGGAGGUGGUCCCCAACUGAGAUAUCCGUGAGAGCCUUUGUAAUUCCCUGUCUCCGACGACGCUGCCCCUCACUUGCCAU
Microstroma glucosiphilum is the source of this 4051-nucleotide messenger RNA. RefSeq names its product putative ubiquitin-specific processing protease 21. NCBI's taxonomy places the organism in Eukaryota, Fungi, Basidiomycota, Exobasidiomycetes, Microstromatales, Microstromataceae. Gene Ontology annotation, cellular component: cytosol; nucleus. The coding region runs from base 412 to 3762 and encodes 1116 amino acids. Gene Ontology annotation, molecular function: cysteine-type endopeptidase activity; protein binding; cysteine-type deubiquitinase activity. The record is from RefSeq and is a predicted model, not a curated record. Gene Ontology annotation, biological process: protein deubiquitination; regulation of protein stability. The transcript has 4 exons.